CUCUCUCUCUCUCUCUCUCAAUUGCCUUCCUGAGAAUUGAAACUUGUUUCAUCAAUGGAGAGCAUUAAUCCAGUUCAGCUUUUUCUUCAUCUUUCUGUAAUACUGGUCUUAAUAGACCUUGUUUCUGUUUCUACAGCUGAACAAAGUGUUUCGUCGAUCAAGACUGAUGCAGAAGCUCUUCUCACGUUCAAAAAGAUGAUUCAGAAGGACCCAAAUGGAGUUUUGAAAGAUUGGCAGCUUGGCAGGAAUCCAUGCACCUGGCAUGGAGUUACGUGCUCUAUGGGCCGAGCAACUCAGCUCGAUCUCACCGGGUGUUACCUUGUGGGGACAAUCUCUUUUGAUCCCUUGGCUUCUCUAGAUAUGCUCUCUGUCUUAAAACUGCCAACAAAUUCAUUCAGUGUAAAUUCUACCUCUCUGCUUCAGCUCCCAUAUGCUUUGAAACAGCUUGAUUUAUCUUUCAAUGGACUUUUUGGUGUUGUUCCUGAGAAUCUUUUCUCGAAGUGUCCAAACCUCGUCUUUGUAAACCUUGCUUUCAACAAUUUGACAGGUCCUCUGCCCAAAGAUCUCUUAUUGAAUUCUGACAAACUUCAGACUCUCGACCUUUCUUACAACAAUCUAACCGGGCCAAUUUCUGGUUUGCAAAUUGAGAAAUAUUCUUGCCCUUCUCUGCUGCAGCUUGAUUUGUCAGGAAACCGUAUAACGGGUUCCAUUCCUAUGUCUCUGGCAAACUGCACCAGUCUCAAAACUAUGAGUUUAUCAUCCAACAAUGUGACAGGAGAAAUCCCAAGAUCAUUUGGGCAACUCACCAGUUUACAGAGAUUGGACCUUUCUCACAAUCAGAUCACUGGUUGGAUACCUCCCGAGUUGGGAAAUGCAUGCACUUCACUUGUCGAACUUAAGCUUUCAUAUAACAACUUUACUGGUCCAAUUCCAGCAACUUUUUCCUCAUGUUCUGUGCUGGAACUUCUUGAUCUGUCUAACAACAAUUUAACAGGUCCCCUACCAGAUUCUAUCUUCCAGAAUCUCAGCUCCUUAGAGAGCUUGCUGUUGAGUAACAACAUCAUCACUGGAUCACUUCCAGGUUCCAUAUCAGCUUGCAAAAGUCUACAGGUUAUAGACUUGAGCUCUAAUAAAAUAUCUGGUGUCAUCCCACCAGACAUAUGCCCAGGAGCCUCCUCACUCCAGGAGCUGAGAAUGCCAGACAACCUCAUUGUUGGAGAAAUCCCUGCUCAACUAUCACAAUGUUCUCAGCUGAAGACAAUUGAUUUCAGUUUAAACUAUCUCAAUGGCUCAAUUCCAGCUGAGCUUGGGAAGCUGGAGAAUUUGCAGCAGCUAAUAGCAUGGUACAAUGGCUUAGAGGGAAAAAUCCCACCAGACUUGGGAAACUGCAGGAAUCUCAAGGAUCUUAUUCUCAACAAUAACCGCCUAACUGGUGAGAUCCCAGUUGAACUGUUCAGAUGCAGUAACCUCGAAUGGAUAUCACUCACAAGCAAUAAACUAAGUGGCGAAAUCCCAAAAGAAUUUGGCCUUUUGACAAGACUGGCUGUUCUGCAACUUGGGAACAAUAGCUUGGGUGGGCAGAUACCAGGAGAACUGGCCAAUUGCAGCAGUUUAGUUUGGUUGGAUUUGAACAGCAACAGACUCACUGGAGAGAUCCCACCUCGACUUGGGAGGCAGCUUGGGGCCAAAUCCCUGAGCGGAAUUCUCUCUGGCAAUACUUUGGUGUUUGUACGGAAUAUUGGUAAUUCUUGUAAAGGAGUAGGAGGUUUAUUAGAAGACCCAACACUGAAGACUUGUGAUUUCACCAGAUUGUACUCUGGCGCAGUCCUGAGUCUCUUUACAAAAUACCAAACGCUGGAGUAUCUUGAUCUUUCUUACAAUCAGCUGCGUGGGAAAAUCCCAGAAGAAAUGGGGGACAUGAUUGCAUUACAAGUUCUUGAGUUAUCCCACAACCAGUUAUCAGGUGAGAUUCCUGCAUCACUUGGCAAGCUCAAAGAUUUAGGAGUGUUUGAUGCAUCACAUAACAGACUGCAGGGUCAUAUCCCUGAUUCAUUCUCCAACCUAUCUUUCUUGGUUCAAAUUGAUCUGUCCAGCAAUGAAUUAACUGGCGAAAUUCCCACAAGAGGGCAGCUCAGUACACUUCCUGCUACCCAGUAUGCUAACAACCCUGGACUCUGUGGGGUUCCAUUACCUGAGUGCCAGAGCAGCAAUGACCAACAAGCCACCACUCCAAGUGACCAGGAUGCAGGCAAAGGAAGACGAAGGCCAUCGGUGGCAUCAUGGGCUAAUAGCAUUGUCUUGGGGGUUCUGAUUUCUCUUGCUUCUGUCUGUGUUCUGAUUGUGUGGGCAAUUGCCAUGCGCACAAGGCGAAAGGAAGCAAAGGAGGUGAAGAUGCUUAAUCGCUUGCAAGCAUCCCAUGCAGCCACCACAUGGAAAAUUGACAAAGAGAAAGAACCCUUGAGCAUUAAUGUUGCAACUUUCCAAAGACAGCUGAGGAAGCUCAAGUUCUCCCAACUCAUUGAGGCAACCAAUGGCUUCUCAGCAGAUAGUCUUAUAGGGUGUGGAGGUUUUGGAGAAGUGUUCAAGGCAACGCUGAAAGACGGGACAAGUGUUGCAAUCAAGAAACUUAUACGGUUAAGCUGCCAAGGUGACCGCGAAUUCAUGGCCGAGAUGGAAACUCUGGGUAAGAUCAAGCACAGGAAUCUUGUGCCCUUACUGGGUUAUUGCAAAAUUGGUGAAGAGAGGCUGCUAGUAUACGAGUACAUGGAGUAUGGAAGCCUUGAAGAAAUGCUCCAUGGAAGAACAAAGACACGUGACAGGCGGAUUCUAACAUGGGAGGAAAGGAAAAAGAUUGCAAGAGGUGCAGCGAAAGGACUCUGUUUCCUCCACCACAAUUGCAUCCCUCACAUUAUACACAGAGACAUGAAGUCAAGCAAUGUGUUGUUGGACAAUGAAAUGGAAGCUAGAGUUUCUGAUUUUGGGAUGGCAAGGCUCAUAAGUGCUCUUGACACCCACUUAAGCGUAAGCACUCUCGCAGGCACUCCUGGUUAUGUUCCACCUGAAUACUACCAAAGUUUCCGGUGCACUGCAAAAGGCGACGUUUACUCAUUUGGGGUUGUCCUGUUGGAGCUUGUGACUGGAAAACGCCCAACAGACAAGGAGGAUUUUGGGGACACAAACUUGGUGGGAUGGGCGAAGAUGAAGGUGAGAGAAGGGAAACAGAUGGAAGUGAUAGACCUAGAGUUGCUUUCAGUAACCAAAGGAACUGAUGAAGCAGAAGCUGAAGAAGUGAAAGAGAUGGUGAGGUAUUUGGAGAUAACACUGCAGUGUGUAGAUGACUUCCCAUCUAAGAGGCCUAACAUGUUGCAGGUGGUGGCCAUGCUAAGAGAGCUGAUGCCUGGAUCAACAAAUGGAAGCAGCAAUAGUGCUUGAAAGUUGAAACAGGGGAGGAGGGGGAGUAUGUUUCUUGUACGUUUAUCAGUAUCAUCAUCAUCAUCAUUGUAAGAAUAUAAUGUUUGUAAGAUUUGUUGCUCAGAUGGAUAUUAAUGAUUUUGUUGUACCUACUCUGCAAAUCGUUACUUUCUUCUUUAGCUAUACAUGUUGUAUGUUGACCACUGGCUAAUUGGAAGCAAGCAAUAGAGCAU
Molecule: messenger RNA, 3644 nt
Organism: Prunus mume (Japanese apricot)
Lineage: Eukaryota; Viridiplantae; Streptophyta; Magnoliopsida; Rosales; Rosaceae
Gene: BRL2
Product: BRI1-like 2
Biological process (GO): protein phosphorylation
Molecular function (GO): protein kinase activity; ATP binding; receptor serine/threonine kinase binding
Source: RefSeq, a predicted model, not a curated record